Leopardus geoffroyi (Geoffroy's cat) is the source of this 688-nucleotide messenger RNA. It is a transcript of the gene S100A3, whose product is annotated as S100 calcium binding protein A3. The transcript has 4 exons. Gene Ontology annotation, cellular component: cytoplasm. Gene Ontology annotation, molecular function: calcium ion binding; transition metal ion binding. The coding region runs from base 217 to 522 and encodes 101 amino acids. The record is from RefSeq and is a predicted model, not a curated record. Lineage: Eukaryota; Metazoa; Chordata; Mammalia; Carnivora; Felidae.
UGGGAGAGUACAAAUAGGGAUGUCCUGUCUCUUGCCUCCUACAACUGAAACGCCGACACCAGUGCCUGAGACAGGCCAGGGCUACGCCGGGAAGAGGAAUCCCUCCAGUCUCCAGGCACCCAGCUUCUGAAAGAUCAAGCGCGGUGGCAUCAGCCCGGCUGGCAGGAGCCCCGAAGGGCCGCUGAGCACCUCUGAGGUUGCUAUUCCCUGGUGAGGAUGGCCACACCUCUGGAGCAGGCGUUGGCUGCGGUCGUGAGCACCUUCCGGAAAUACGCAGAGCUCUCCGGGGGCAAGCAUGGGCUCUGCCAGGCAGGGCUCAAGGAGCUGCUACAGAAGGAGCUGCCCACCUGGACCCCGAUGGGGCUCCGAGAGAGUGACUACAGUGCAUUCAUGAGCGUCCUGGAUACCGACAAGGACUGCAAGGUGGACUUUGUGGAGUACGUGCGCUCCCUGGCCUGCCUCUGCACUUUCUGCCACGACUACUUCAAGGACGUGACCCCCGUGACCCCCUGCUCCCAGUAGGCUCUGCUCCUGAGGACAGGGGUCUGCUCGGGCAGGACCUGUCCCCCCACCCCCCGUCCUGCACCUCCAGCAUCCCAGCUAGAGAGUCACAGAGCUGCCGCCCCCUCCCACGGCCGUGACUGUGGUGGGGAAGGGCACAUUCAACCCCUAAUAAAGUGCUGGUGUC